Messenger RNA from Rangifer tarandus platyrhynchus (Svalbard reindeer), 345 nucleotides. The record is from the annotation of a GenBank genome assembly. NCBI's taxonomy places the organism in Eukaryota, Metazoa, Chordata, Mammalia, Artiodactyla, Cervidae.
AUGUCCAUCGAGUUGGUGAUGCCAUCCAGCCAUCUCAUCCUCUGUCGUCGCCUUCUCCUCCUGCCCCCAAUCCUUCCCAGUGUUAAGGUCUUUUUCAAUGAGUCAACUCUUCGCAUGAGGUCCCCAAACUAUUGGAGUUUCAGCUUCAACAUCAGCCCUUCCUAUGAACACCUAGGACUGAUCUCCUUUAGAGUGGACUUGUUGGAUCUUCUUGCAGUCCAAGGGACUCUCCAACACCACAGUUCAAAAGCAUCAAUUCUUCGGUGUUCAGCUUUCUUCACAGUCCAACUUUCACAUCCAUACAUGACUUAUAUUUUAUCCAGACGCUAUCCAAACAAUAUCUGA